Molecule: messenger RNA, 1163 nt
Organism: Armigeres subalbatus
Lineage: Eukaryota; Metazoa; Arthropoda; Insecta; Diptera; Culicidae
Product: prostaglandin reductase 1-like
Exons: 1
Coding region: 60-1052 (330 amino acids)
Biological process (GO): prostaglandin metabolic process
Cellular component (GO): cytoplasm
Molecular function (GO): 2-alkenal reductase [NAD(P)H] activity; 15-oxoprostaglandin 13-reductase [NAD(P)+] activity
Source: RefSeq, a predicted model, not a curated record
UCAUUAUCAUAUCAUUACUCAACUUUACGCCGGUGAAAUUGGAGUGGUAAGUCGCAAACAUGGUCGUCGUCUCACGAAACUGGCUGUACGUGAAAGAGUUCAAAGGAGAACCCAAGGAGGAAAAUUUCGAAUUGGUUGACGAAGAGCUGCCAACCCUUCAGGAUGGAGAAUUUCUGGCCGAAGCUGAGUAUCUCAGUGUGGAUCCCUAUAUGCGCCCAUACAUGGGAAGAUAUCCGGUUGGAAGUCUUAUGAUUGGUGGCCAGAUCGCGAAAAUAUUGCAAAGUAAAAACAAGGCAUUCCCUGAAGGAGUCCGAAUUUUCGGUCAGUUCGGUUGGCGCACCCAUACCAUUUUCAAUCCUAACAAAACCCAAGGCGAAAAACCAUAUGUUUUGCCGGACUUUGGAUCACUUCCAGCGAGUUUGGGUCUCGGUAUUUUGGGUAUGCCUGGUAAUACGGCAUAUUUUGGAUUUCUGGAAAUUUGUGACCCAAAAGAAGGAGAAACUGUUGUGGUUAGUGGAGCUGCAGGUGCCGUUGGUAGCGUAGUUGGUCAGAUUGCAAAACUGAAAGGUUGUCAAGUAAUUGGAAUCGCUGGAUCGGACGAUAAGUGCGAGUGGCUUAAAAAGCUUGGUUUUGAACACGCCAUUAAUUAUAAAACACAGAAUAUUCUCGAAGAACUGAAGAAAGCUGCUCCUAAGGGUAUUGAUUGUUAUUUUGACAACGUUGGUGGAACUAUUACCGAAACAGUGAUUCGACUGAUGAAUUUAAAUGGGAGAAUCUCAGUAUGUGGCACUAUUUCGAACUACAAUAGUGUUCCAGUCCAAGUAGCUGAUCCCCAGAGAGAUUUUGUUUUCAAGCAGUUGAAGAUGCAAGGAUUCAUUGUCAGCCGAUGGGGCCAUCGUUGGUUAGAAGGCAUCAAUGCAAAUCUUAAUUGGAUUAGACAAGGAAAACUUCAGUACGAAGAAACAGUCACAGAGGGAUUUGAAAAUAUGCCGAAAGCUUUCAUGGAUAUGUUAAAAGGAGGCAAUACUGGUAAAGCAAUUGUUAAAGUGUAGAUAAUUAUAAAUAAUAAUAAAAAUAUGUAUUCGCUAUUUAUAUUAAAAAAUGUUUCAUGUACGACCGCUUUUGCAUUUUCCCUCCCACCAUUAAAAUUAUCUCGAUCUCCA